This is a messenger RNA of Leptopilina heterotoma, 2750 nucleotides long. RefSeq lists its product as uncharacterized. The coding region runs from base 124 to 2643 and encodes 839 amino acids. The transcript is spliced from 3 exons. NCBI's taxonomy places the organism in Eukaryota, Metazoa, Arthropoda, Insecta, Hymenoptera, Figitidae. The record is from RefSeq and is a predicted model, not a curated record.
AGUUAUUAAAAAAUUGAUUACAUUUUGUGAUACAAUUUCCAUGUACAUAAGCAAGCAUUUUUCUAUUUCAAUAGUAUAUCAGUACAAGUGUUGAAAGAAAGUACAUUCAAAAAGAAACUAAACAUGGACUAUCCAGGAAAAUUUUUAACAGCGUUUGGUUUGAUUCUGUUAUUGCUCGUUGGAAAAAUUUCAAUUUUUGAUGAAGACAAUGUAGAAGAGAGUUGGGAAGAAGAAACAAAAAUCAAGCCAUUCACGUUUGAAAAUGAUAUUUGUUCCCUUUAUGAUAAGUCUAAAUUAAUUGAUUAUAUGCUUUUCGAAAGAAAGUACAAGCCGUUGGUAGUAAUAAUAGCAGAUCAAUUUAUUGACGGUAUAAACAGAGUUAGAAAUUUAAGUGGCAACAAAAGAGUAUUAAAUGAUUAUGGGAUCAAGAACAUCCCUUAUUACAGUCAGUUUUAUCAAAUUAUAUUGAAAAAUAUUUAUCUAUUUGAAGUCAACGAUACAUAUUAUUUUAUUUAUCCAGUAGACUUUCAAGACCAUUUAUUGACCAUAUAUUCCCAAAAGAAGUUACUAAAGGACAAUUUAGGCAUAACCUUUGAUUUUGUUAAUGUAAAGAAAGAGUCUCCAUUCUAUGAAGAUAUUUUAAUUCCAUUGGAACCAAGCUGCACCAAUUGCCCUCUUGUAAAUUAUGUAAACGAAAAAAUACGUAAAGACGAGAGCUUCUCAGAAUUAUUCGAGUUACGUAAACAAUUAUUCAGAGAACAAGAAACAAAAAACUUAUCUUUUAAUGCAUUCGAUAAUGACAACAUAUGUUCUUCGAUAGGAUUCAACUUAAAUUCUCAAGGCGCGAAUACUUAUAUGCGUUUUAACUCAUUACUAAAACAAAUUCAGAACAAUAGCAAGAGUAUGGAAAAAAGUAAAAAAAGAAGUAUUGUAGAAAGAAGCUUAAUUUGCUUUCAGUCUAGAAAUUUGGAAGUAACAGAAUAUCAAUUGUUGGGUUAUGUUAGUGAUGUAAAAGAUGUUAUGAUUAUGAUUGAUUACUUAAACUGGAUUGACAGAACUAUAUUGUCAUUGAAAAUCAAUGAUACUUCAUUUGGAGGUCUUUGUGAAAAUGAACACAAAAUAGAAAUACUUAAAUUAUUUUGUUUUGUGAAAGAAAUGUCAGAUGUUACAUCUCGCAACAUAACAGGGUGGACAGAAGCCCUAGACGAACUUGUUGCAAUGCCAUUGAUAAGCAAACUAAGUUGGUUUCAUAGCUUAAUGAUUUAUUAUAAUUAUGAUUAUACAUUUGAAAAAAGUCGAAUAUCCUCCGAACUCUUUUAUCUUAAACAGGAAAUGCUAAAUGUCAGUGAAAAUUGGAAAGAUGUAAUGAAUAUUACCUAUGAGAAAAUAGGGAGUUCUUUGAGUGUAAAUACUUAUCAUUACUAUGACCUUAUGUACUUUUCAAUCUGCAAUUUUUACAAUUAUUGGGAAAUAGUUGAUAAUCUUCUUCUUGAGGUGAAAUUCAAAAGAUUAGUGAUAAUCAUAGUAGAUGACAUGAAACAAGGGAUCAGAAUUGCUAAACAAAUAAGAGGUAACAGAGUAGUACCGAAAGUUAUGCGAGAAGAUCUUCAUUUUACAGAACAGUUUUUGUACGACAUAAUAAUGAAACAUAUUUAUUUGGUUCAAUCCAAUGAUACUCACUAUUAUGUCUACCCAACGAACGACGACAGACAAAAAAACCCACUGAUUGGCUAUUUCGAAUACAAAAUGAUUAAAGAUUAUUCAAAUGUUGUAUUUUAUUUUGUAAACUUUGCGAAUUAUUUUUCUUCAUAUGAACAAAUUGGUCACGAUUACAAUGAUUUAGUAAUUCCUGCGCUACCAGAUUAUUCUAACAUAACUUUAGGGAACUAUAAGACGCGCUAUAUAAGUCCCUCUUAUUUAAUUAAAGUUCAUCAAGAUUUUUUUAACCGCUUUUCUAAAUAUUUUUUAUUAUAUACUUCCUUUUACAAUAAAUUGCCAGAGUUUGUUAAUAAUUACGAUUCACAUAAUAAAGUCCAUGGUUCCAUUGGUUGCUUUCAGAACUUUUAUAUUCUUUUGAAAGAACAAAAUCAUUUUUAUGACACAAACUAUUUAUUUAGAGGUUUGCCGUGCCUAUCAUUUUGGGAAUUAAAUAACAGAAUUGACAUUGAUUUUAGUAUAUCCAAAUAUGGCGAUGUUUUUAAAUUUUAUAGUUUGUUAUUUUAUGCUCAUAGAAAUUUAACCUCAAUAAAUAACAGAGACAAUACGAAUUUAUAUUCUCUUUGUAGUAAUAAGAAUGUUUUGAAAUUUCUUAAAUUAUUUUGCUUUUUAAAAAUAAAUUAUAUUGAAGGCAUGCUAAAAGUUAUUAAUCAGAAAUCUUAUGUAAUUGACUAUAUGAAAAGUAUUGUUGAAGCAGAGAAAAAUGUUAUUCUCAAAAAUUUGUUAAAAACUCAGGGUUGGAUAGAAAAAUUAUUAUCAAAGAAUUACAUUGAUUAUCAGUAUAAUGAAACUCGAAUAUUUAAAGAAUCAGAUGCUCUUUACACCGAAAUAUCAGAAAUUACCUCAAAUGGUGUUAAUUUGUAUAACAAAAUUUAUUCGAUUAUGAAAAACUACAGGAUCUCUCUAAAAUGUAAGGAAUCAAUUUAAUUUGAAUUAUAUUAAAAUUAACCUUAAAUGUUAAUGAUUUUAUAAAAAAAAUCUAUUUAAUAAUAAGAGAAAAUAAGAUUCUUUUUUAAAAUUAUUGAAAUAGUAAU